AUGCCGUGCGAGAAGACGUCGUGGUCGAUCGUCUACCUGAUGGGAAUCUUCUCGCUCAUCCAGAAUACCCAAUACUCCAUCUAUUUGACGACGAUGUUCGCGUAUCUCAAGAAAUUGAACCACUCGGCCACCGAAUCGCAAUUCGGCUUCAUCAUGGCGACGUCAAGUUUGGGCCAUUGCCUCGGAUGCUUCGCGCUCGGCUACUGGAACAGUCGAACCGGCAAGAGCGCUCAUUCAAUGUACAUCGGAUUCUCGCUAAUGCUGUCGUCGAACAUCGUCUAUCUGCUGGUGGAAGUGACGCCGGUUGGAAUGGUGAUGCCGCUGAUGCUCAUCUCGAGACUCCUCGGAGGCUUCGGAAUGGGCAACUCGAGUCCGAUGCGAACCUGCGCGUCACUUCAUUCAACCUACUCGGAUCGCAGUAAAGCAAUGGCGUCGCUAUCCGGCGGCCGAUCAGUCGGCACCGUCAUCGGUCCCGGACUUCAGCUGUUGUUCGUCCCUCUCGGCGAGCAGGGCGUCCAUCUCGUCGGCGGCUUGUCGAUUCACUCGAACAACGCGCCGGCGUUUCUCGGAAUCGCGCUCACCCUAUUCGGAAUCCUCUCGCUGAUCAUCCUUUUCGACGAGUCGACUCACGCCGAUUCCGAUGAGAUGGCGAUGUGCAACGACGGCGGCGAUUUGCCGCAUCCCGACAAAAUCGCGAUGAGCAUCUGCCUGCUGACGAGAUUCGUGCAGAAUUUCAUGCAGAUCUCGAUUGAGACACUUGCGCCGGCCAUUCUCAUGCUCAUGUUCUUGCAAUCGCGUCAGGAGUCGGUCUCGUCGAUGGCGACGACUUACCUAAUCACUGGUCUCAUCGCAACACUCCUCUACCUUCUCAUCAUCUUCACAGCCCUCUCAAAAUACGUUCGCCACAAGAUCAUCAACGUUCUCGUUCUCUUCUUGUUCGUCGCCCACUUGUUGGCCACCUAUCCGUGGCAGUUUUUGCCGAAUAUGGGCAACGUCUACUCGAAUGAAACUUUGACUGGCUGCGAUUUUGACAAGUUCACAUGGUGCGAUGGGCUCACUGUACCUUCGGAAUGGCUCUUCUAUCUCGGCUACAUCGCCUCGUUCGGCCUCUUCAUGCCAUUCAUCAACGUGGCAAAUGCCACAUUAUAUUCAAAGCUUCUGAAUCCCGACUGCCAGGGGACCCAUCAAAGUCUCUAUGACAUUUCCAACACCGCUUCUCGCGUGUUCGCCCCAAUUGUGAUCACGACCAUUUACACUUUAUGGGGUCCCCGGCGAGCGUGGGAGUUCAUUGCAAUCAUUCUGCUAAUUACCGCAACCCUCUGGAUCAUUUUCGAUCAGCGGAUGAUGCCGAUUAAGCCGAUCGAAAAAACUCAAUUCAAUGAGAAUGAGGCGUUCAAGGAAGAAGCCUAA
Molecule: messenger RNA, 1410 nt
Organism: Caenorhabditis bovis
Lineage: Eukaryota; Metazoa; Nematoda; Chromadorea; Rhabditida; Rhabditidae
Source: the annotation of a GenBank genome assembly